AUGGAGUUUAAAGAACAAAUUAUUCAACCAGUACAAUCCAAUACAAAUAAUAAUAACAACAAUAAUAUAUCUGGAAAAAUGGAAUUUCACCCAAGUAAAGAAAUGAAAAAGCUUCAGAGGAAACUGUUUGACACACAUUCACCAACUAGAAUCAGUAUUUGGCGUCCAGCUGUAGAUAUCAAAGAGAAUGAAUCGAGUAUUGUCAUUGUUUUCGAGUUGCCAGGUCUGAGCAAAGACAACGUUUCAAUCGAUGUCUCAAAGGAUGCAUCGACCAUUAUCAUCAGUGGCGAGAAAAAGUACCACAAGAAAGACGACACUGAAAAGUGUCAUCGUAUAGAGUCAUCGUAUGGCAAGUUCAUACGUUCCUAUCGUUUGCCACCUGGAACCGAUCCAGCCAAGAUCAAGGCAACCAUGAACGACGGUGUUUUAGAGAUCAACAUUGCCAAAGAGAAAUUGGAAAAGUUAAAGAUUCCCAUCGUCUCAAAGCUAUAA
This is a messenger RNA of Heterostelium album PN500, 492 nucleotides long. It is a transcript of the gene hspK, whose product is annotated as Hsp20/alpha crystallin family protein. NCBI's taxonomy places the organism in Eukaryota, Evosea, Eumycetozoa, Acytosteliales, Acytosteliaceae. The transcript is spliced from 2 exons. The record is from RefSeq and is a predicted model, not a curated record. Gene Ontology annotation, biological process: response to heat; response to hydrogen peroxide; response to salt stress. The coding region runs from base 1 to 492 and encodes 163 amino acids.